AUGGUUAGGUGUGGGUUUCACAAUCAUAAACUAUCUGAGAAUUUAUAUGGCCAUGACAUAUUGGGUCGUCUAAAAGUUCAUGAGAGACAAUUUGUGAAUGAUAUGGCGAAGUACAACAUGGCUCCAUGGUACAUUAUUUCUGCCUUGAAAGACAAAGAUUCAGGAAACUUCACCAGUGUUACCCAAGUGUAUAAAGCUAGAGCUACAUACAAUGCGAGCAAGAGAGGUUCAUUGACGAAAAUGCAAAUGUUGUUGAGUCUUAUUCAUAGAGAGAAAUAUAUGUGUUGGACAAGAAAUAAGGAAGACUCAAAUGUUAUUGUUGAUAUCUUCUGGACACAUCCUGAUUCAGUGAAGUUGUUGAAUAUGUUUUAUUUGGUGUUGAUAUUUGAUUGUACAUACAAGACAAAUAGGUAA
This is a messenger RNA of Lathyrus oleraceus (garden pea), 414 nucleotides long. RefSeq lists its product as uncharacterized. The transcript has a single exon. Bases 1 to 414 code for a protein of 137 amino acids. The record is from RefSeq and is a predicted model, not a curated record. NCBI's taxonomy places the organism in Eukaryota, Viridiplantae, Streptophyta, Magnoliopsida, Fabales, Fabaceae.